Messenger RNA from Amaranthus tricolor (Joseph's coat), 3471 nucleotides. Its product is annotated as chaperone protein ClpB4, mitochondrial. Lineage: Eukaryota; Viridiplantae; Streptophyta; Magnoliopsida; Caryophyllales; Amaranthaceae. Gene Ontology annotation, biological process: cellular response to heat; protein refolding. Gene Ontology annotation, molecular function: ATP hydrolysis activity; ATP binding. The transcript is spliced from 10 exons. Gene Ontology annotation, cellular component: cytoplasm. The record is from RefSeq and is a predicted model, not a curated record. The coding region runs from base 194 to 3166 and encodes 990 amino acids.
AAGAAAGAACAUAGAUUCCGCUAGAAAGUUCUGAAGGGUUCAGUUCCAAUUCCAAGUAGUCAAUUCAUUAUAAUCUCCUCUAACAUUCCAUUUCCAUCAUCUUGUUUUUCCUCUUCUCCAAGCUUCCAUCUCAAUUCUGCAUUACACUCUUUAAACCACUCUUCUCUAUCUCUCAUUCUCCAUCCUCAAAUUCAUGCCUCCAAUGGCUGCCAGGGCCAUUACAAUCACCUCCAAAAGAAAACUUAUUAGAACAGCUUAUGCUGCUUUAACUGCUUCCAAAACCUUCUCUUCUUCUCCUUCGUCUUACCCUCUUUCUCAUUCUGUCCCCUCUCUUAACCAAAUUUCUAGCACAAAAACUGCUGUUCCCUGUAUUUUGAGCAGUUUUGUUAAUGGGGUUUUGGAGACAGGAAGUGCAAGGAAGUCUAUCAAUGGGGUUUCAUCCUUUCCUCUUAUCGGUCGUCGCUUUUACUCUGCUUCUUCUGCCCCUUCUGCAAGUUCUGGGCAGAUCAAUCAAACAGAGUAUACUGAGAGGGCAUGGGAGGCAAUUGUUGGGGCCGUUGAAGCUGCACGACUGAGCAAACAACAGAUUGUUGAGACUGAACAUCUAAUAAAGGCCCUUUUAGAGCAAAAAGAUGGUUUGGCUCGUAAAAUUUUAACAAAAGCCGGGUUGGACAACUCUUCAGUUUUGCAAGCCAUAGAUGACUAUAUUUCCAAGCAACCCAAGGUUAGUGACACUAGUGGGCCUAUUCUUGGACCAAAUCUCGGUUCCCUCUUGGACAGAGCCAAAAAACACAAGAACGAAAUGCGAGAUGAUUUUGUAUCCGUAGAGCAUUUGGUCUUGGCUUUUCAUUCAGAUUCAAGGCUUGGGAAGCAAUUGUUUCGUGAUUUUAACCUCACUGAGAAGGAUUUGAAGGACGCCAUUCAAGCUAUUCGUGGGAGUCAAAGAGUAACAGAUCAAAAUCCAGAAGGAAAGUAUGAAGCACUAGAAAAGUAUGGAAGUGACCUAACAGAAUUAGCCAGGCGUGGUAAACUCGAUCCUGUUAUUGGGAGAGAUGAUGAAAUUCGCCGUUGUAUCCAAAUUUUAUCAAGAAGAACGAAAAACAACCCUGUAAUCAUUGGUGAACCCGGAGUUGGUAAAACUGCAAUAGCAGAAGGGUUAGCGCAGCGUAUUAUACGUGGUGAUGUCCCCGAACCAUUGAUGAAUCGAAAGCUGAUUUCACUGGACAUGGGUGCACUGCUUGCUGGGGCUAAAUUUCGUGGCGAUUUCGAGGAGAGGCUUAAAGCUGUAUUGAAGGAAGUCAGUGCUUCUAAUGGCCAAAUAAUUCUGUUCAUAGAUGAGAUUCAUACGGUAGUGGGAGCAGGGGCCACUGGUGGUGCUAUGGAUGCUGGCAACUUACUAAAGCCAAUGCUUGGUCGGGGAGAGCUGCGUUGUAUUGGUGCGACAACGUUGAACGAGUAUAGAAAAUACAUCGAAAAGGAUCCCGCCCUUGAAAGGAGAUUUCAGCAAGUGUUUUGUGGGCAACCAUCUGUUGAGGACACAAUAUCCAUUCUCCGUGGGUUGCGGGAACGCUAUGAGUUGCAUCAUGGUGUGAAGAUAUCUGAUGGGGCUCUAGUUUCUGCUGCUGUUCUUUCUGAUCGCUACAUCACUGGAAGGUUUUUGCCUGAUAAGGCCAUUGAUCUUGUCGAUGAAGCUGCGGCAAAAUUGAAAAUGGAGAUCACUUCUAAGCCUACAGAGCUGGAUGAGAUAUAUAGAGCUGUGCUAAAAUUAGAGAUGGAGAAACUAUCGUUGAAAAAUGACACUGACAAGGCAUCCAAAGAGCGGCUUCAAAAGUUGGAGAGUGAUCUCAAAUCACUGAAAGAGAAACAGAAGGAGCUGAACGAGCAAUGGGAAAGUGAGAAGGUUCUGAUGAAUCGCAUUCGCUCGAUCAAAGAAGAGAUUGACAGAGUCAAUCUGGAGAUGGAAGCUGCUGAACGUGAGUACAACCUCAGUCGUGCUGCGGAGCUCAAAUAUGGAACCUUGAUGUCUCUUCAACGCCAGUUGGAAGAGGCUGAAAAGAACCUGGCUGAAUAUCGGGAAUCUGGUAAAUCUUUACUUCGAGAAGAAGUCACAGAUGUAGAUAUUGCUGAAGUUGUUAGCAAGUGGACGGGUAUACCCUUGUCUAACCUUCAACAGUCCGAGAGAGAUAAGCUGGUAUAUUUGGAAGAGGUUCUUCACAAACGAGUUAUCGGACAGGAUAUGGCAGUCAAAUCAGUGGCUGAUGCGAUUCGGCGCUCAAGGGCUGGGUUGUCCGACCCCAAUCGACCUAUAGCAAGUUUUAUGUUUAUGGGUCCGACUGGUGUAGGGAAAACCGAGCUCGCAAAGGCAUUGGCUGGUUACCUCUUCAACACCGAAAAUGCUCUUGUACGUAUAGAUAUGAGCGAGUACAUGGAAAAGCACGCAGUAUCAAGGCUGGUUGGUGCCCCCCCUGGCUAUGUCGGGUACGAGGAAGGAGGGCAGCUCACGGAAGUGGUACGACGGAGACCUUACUCGGUAGUGCUUUUUGAUGAAAUCGAGAAAGCUCACCACGACGUCUUCAAUAUAUUGUUGCAACUACUGGAUGAUGGACGUAUAACCGACUCUCAGGGUAGAACUGUCAGUUUUACCAACUGUGUGGUAAUUAUGACAUCUAACAUUGGGUCCCAUCAUAUCCUGGAAACUUUGCAAAGUACAAAGGACAGUAAAUAUGCAAUUUAUGAGACGAUGAAGAGGCAGGUUGUAGAGUUGGCGAGACAAACAUUCCGUCCAGAGUUCAUGAAUAGGAUUGACGAAUAUAUCGUUUUCCAGCCGCUUGAUUCCAGAGAAAUCACCAGAAUUGUUGAGUUACAGCUGAAUCGAGUGAAAGACAGGCUGAAGCAAAGGAAGAUUGAUCUUCAUUUCACAAAAGAAGCCGUUAGCCUACUUGGAACUCUCGGCUUUGACCCUAACUACGGAGCUCGACCAGUCAAGCGAGUUAUCCAACAGAUGGUCGAGAACGAAAUCGCAAUGGGAGUUCUGAGAGGAGACUAUGCCGAAGAAGACUCUGUCGUCGUUGAUGUAGACACGUCAUCAUCUGCCAAAGACCUAAACAAGCUAGUCAUCAGAAAACUCGAGAAUAGCCCAGAAAAUUUAAUGGCAGCAAACGACUAAUAUAGAAGUAUCCCUCAUAAAUAUCACUCACCAGUCACCAUAUAUCGAACUGUAAAUGGAAAGAAUGUUCAACGUCAUCGCCUUUUGCGUCGAUUUGAGGCUAAUUACUAUAUUCUUGUAAUUUCGGUAGGCCUUUCUACUUAAUAAAGGCGCGAGUUGAAUUUUCAGCUCGUGGAUUUGAUUCUGUGUCGUGUUGAAUGCAAUUGUACCGUUGUUGUCCCGGGGUGGGGAAUGCUUGCAAAUUCUUUCGACUUAUUACUGGGUACCCAGCUAGUUUAUGCAAGAGAUAUUCAAAUGUGAUUGAU